Aplosporella prunicola CBS 121167 is the source of this 740-nucleotide messenger RNA. RefSeq lists its product as uncharacterized. Lineage: Eukaryota; Fungi; Ascomycota; Dothideomycetes; Botryosphaeriales; Aplosporellaceae. Bases 66 to 704 code for a protein of 212 amino acids. The record is from RefSeq and is a predicted model, not a curated record. The transcript has 2 exons.
CCGCCACGAGCCUGCGUACCGUCGUUGUCAGCAGCGCUUCGACAAGCGCCACUCCGUUGACCUCCAUGUGCCCUGAGAUUGGCGAUUUUGGCAAGUUUACGCUGAAGUGGGAUGAUGUGCCUGGAUGGAGCCCCGAAGACAACAACACCUACACCUUCCCUCCGGUCUGGAACCCCUACCACCACCUAAUCUUCGCCAACGGUUACGGCUACGUCCCUCCUCCGAACGAGCCCUUCAAGCCCGUCUCUGCGCCUCACAUGGCUAUCUUCCUGCCCAACCAGACCACGACCGCCCUCGAGCACCCUCAUGCUGGUAUCCUUCCUCCUGGUGGCAUCGGUGCGGGUCCUCGGGCCUCGCAGAGCGCGUGGUGGUUCGAUGUGUACAGCUCGUACUUUGCUUGCGACACUGCCACGGAGCCAUGCACGAUUCAGGCGAUCGGUUACCAGUACAAACCCAACAUCAAGGAGGAGUACCCGCGCGUGAUGCAGAACUUCUCAAUCCCGGCCUGUCCCAAGAACUUCACGACCGAGUGCGAGCUGAAGAAGGUCGACUUCGAGCCCGGGUUCCGGGCUCUUUCCAGCAUCCAGUUCCAGGCCUUCUUCGAGGGCAACUCGAGCCGCCAGGUGUUCGUCAUGGACGACUUGGCGCUGGGCUGGGCCAACAACACUUGCGAGGCUGGGCUGAUGCGCUUGCGCAAGAAGUAGGCGGCGGGUGCGGGGAUGCGGGGAUGGCCGCGCAGG